Mirounga angustirostris (Northern elephant seal) is the source of this 6422-nucleotide messenger RNA. It is a transcript of the gene PM20D1, whose product is annotated as peptidase M20 domain containing 1. NCBI's taxonomy places the organism in Eukaryota, Metazoa, Chordata, Mammalia, Carnivora, Phocidae. Gene Ontology annotation, molecular function: hydrolase activity, acting on carbon-nitrogen (but not peptide) bonds, in linear amides. Bases 59 to 1570 code for a protein of 503 amino acids. The transcript is spliced from 13 exons. Gene Ontology annotation, biological process: amino acid metabolic process. The record is from RefSeq and is a predicted model, not a curated record.
GCUGUGACAGGACGACAAACAAGAGCUUGUAAACUCCAGCUGCAGAGCGGAGAGAAGCAUGGCUCCGCAGUGUGUCUGCGUGCUGGCUCUGGCGGCUGUGCUGCUGCUAGGUAUCUCCACAGUCUCCAGAUCGAAGGGCCUGAAGGGCCAGGGGCAUCAGCGGGCGCCGCAAAUGCCUUCUCAGUUCAGCCCAGGCGAGCGCUUCGCGAUGAAGGAAGCGCUGAAAGGUGCCAUCCGGAUUCCAACAGUAUCUUUCAGCCCCGAGAACGUUAAUGCAACAGCCCUGGCUGAGUUUGGAGAAUACAUUCGUACAGUCUUUCCAACAGUUUUCAAAACCAGCUUUAUCCGGCAUGAAGUCAUAGGAGAGUACAGCCACCUGCUCACUGUCCGAGGCUCAGACCCUAGCUUGCAGCCCUACAUGCUAAUGGCGCACAGUGACGUGGUGCCCGCCCCUGACGAAGGCUGGGAGGUGCCCCCGUUCUCUGGCUUGGAGCGUGAUGGCUUCAUCCAUGGCCGAGGCACACUGGACAACAAGAACUCUCUGAUGGCAAUCCUGCAGGCCCUGGAGCUCCUGCUGAACAGAAACUACAUCCCCCGAAGAUCUUUCUUUAUUGCUCUGGGCCAUGAUGAAGAGGUGUCAGGGCAGAAUGGGGCUCAGAAGAUCUCAGCCCUGCUACAGGCAAGGGAUAUCAAGCUAGCCUUCAUUGUGGACGAGGGUAACUUCAUCUUGGAUGGUUUCAUUCCCCACCUCAAGAAGCCCUUUGCCAUGAUUGCAGUCUCAGAGAAGGGUUCGAUUAACCUCAGGCUGAAAGUAAACAUGACUCCAGGCCACUCCUCAGCUCCCCCAAAGGAGACAAGCAUCGGCAUCCUCGCAGCCGCCGUCAGCCGCCUGGAACAGACACCAAUGCCGAACAUGUUUGGAAGCGGCCCAUUGAAAAUGACGUUGCAGGAACUGGCACAUGAGUUCUCCUUCCCUGCCAAUAUUAUCUUGAGCAACCUGUGGCUAUUUGGGCCGCUUGUAAGCAGGUUAAUGGAGAGGAAUUACAUAACCAAUGCGCUGGUCAGGACCACCACGGCACUCACCAUGUUCAAUGCAGGAGUCAAGGUGAAUGUCAUCCCCCCGGUGGCCCAGGCCAUAAUCAACAUCCGGAUUCACCCUGUGCAGACUGUCCAGGAGGUCCUAGACCUCGUCAAGAACAUUGUGGCUGACAACCGGGUCCAAUUCCACGUGUUGACUGCCUUUGACCCCCUCCCUGUCAGCCCCUCCGAUCAUCAGGCCUUGGGCUACCAGCUGCUCCGCCAGACCAUACAGUCCAUCUUCCCGGAAGUCAGCACUGUUGUCCCAGGCAUUUGUAUUGGCAACACAGACAGCAGACAUUAUACAAACCUCACCACCAGCAUCUACCGGUUCAACCCUCUCUACCUGCAUCCUCAGAGCUUCCGUAGCAUCCACGGAAUCAAUGAGAAAAUCUCAGUCCCAGCCUACGAGACCCAGGUGAAAUUCAUCUUUGAGUUUAUCCAGAACGCUGACGCAGACCAGAAGCCAGCGCCUCAUCAGCACGAACUGUGAGGUCGAGGAGCCAGCUGGAUUAGGGGUGCCUGACCCCAGCCAUGAUUAACCCAACGGGGAAAGCUCAUGUUGAUGAAACUUUGGGUCAAAACCACUUGGUGAUCCAUCACCCACCAGCCUUACUCACUCCUGAAGUCACCAAAGAUCAAGGCCAAGGGGUAGGGCAGGGCCGGCAGGAACCUGGCUUCUUCCUCCAAGCAACUGCAUCCCUCAGCCGACCAGCAUUUACUGCCUUCUUGUCCCGAUCUCAGAAGUUACCAGGCUUGUUGGUCUUACACUGGUUAUUUAACUGCUCCUUUGUAAAGACCUGACUUGACAAAUGCAGAUUUGGAAAACCUCAACCAGGUUUUACCUUCUAGAGGCGUGUAAUUUCGGGCAUGCUCGCCAGGCUGCCUUCUCCAUCACUGAUAUAUUUCUUUUUGCUGUAAUUUCCUUUCUUGUCCUCCCCCUUGCCUUGGAUUUUUUAGCUGGCCCUUCAUCUCUCCUCUCCUGCCCCUGCAUCCCUCCCCCUGCAUCCCUCUAAUUUAUUCUACAUCUGGAGCAGAACUUAGUCAAACUGUGAUACUACCGUAAUUACCACAACAACCGGGUCAAAUAAAGUGAGCCAUGUAGCAUCAAGCAGUCACUGAGAGGUGAAACUGAGGCAGGGGACUUUGCAGGCACCCCAAACCUCCUGGUUCUGGAGGCUGGAGCCUAGAGAAGAAAGCCUCUGCCCUUGGGCUCCUCCCAAGGGCUCCCUGGGCUUUGCUCCCUCCUCCCUCCCCUGUCCUGUCCCUGCCACCCUGCUGCUGCUGUCCCACCCCAGGAGGCACUAAUCUGUGGAAACAUUUCCCUGGCACAUCCUAUAGGCUGAGCUCCCAAGAGAAGCGCACUCAUGAUCCUGCCUUGCAGUGAGGCCCAGGACCAGCAGGGCUCUGGCAUCAAGUCCUGGUUCUGACCUCUCAAAACGAAGUGGCGGGUAUGGGGUGGGGGAGCAAGGAGGAGCCUGACUUGAGGGGCUCUGCCCCAGGGGGUGGGCAGAGGAGGGGCAAGCUACUCUGCCUUAGGGGACAGCAGAGCCCCUGUCCUCUUUCUCUGGAAUCCAACCCUGAGCAUAUUUGAAUCCGCUUAGUAGCUGCCAGGUAGAGGGCAUUGGAAGGCAGCCUCUCUUGGCUCAAGGCUGGGAGCUGAGCUUUGUGAGUCACAAGGGAGUUGGGGUCAGAGAGGGAGACCAGAGGAGCUGGGACUUGAAGACUCCCUCUUUUUUGCCUCACCAAAGACCUUUCGUGCCUUCCUGGGGUUUGACAGCAGAAGGCUCUUUUUCCCACCUCACAACCCCCAUAUCCCCAAUUCCUUACCUCCCUCUGUGCCCUUGGCCGUGAGCUCUUCCUUGGAGCUUAGGCUUAAUGGAAAGAGUUAGAAACAGUGUGGGGAUUAUUUGAGCUUUUUCGCUACUCCGCCUAAGAUUCACAUUCCUUCCCUCACCCUCCCUUUUUUUGGCCAAUUCAGGACUUAUUCAGCCUUUGUUAGAGAGGGUGAGCUGAAGAACAGACAAUCUUUCACCUUCGUACAGAGCUGUACAAAGUGCUUUCGUACACCUUAUUUAUUUCAUCGGAGCUCCACGAAGAAAGUAGUAUUACCCCUUCUUACAGAGAAGGAAUUGGUCCUCAAAGGGGUUACACACCUAGCUGGGGGCAGAUCCAAGCCCAUGUCACCUGGCCCCAAAUGCACCAUUGUUCCAUGGUCCUAAUUAAUAAUGGAAUCUACUUCCCAACCAUUAUCUUAAUCCUCACAACAGCUCCAAGGUGUUAGUGUUCCUAUUUUAUAGAUGAGGCAACUAAGACCCAGAGAUUAAGUAAUUUGCCCAAGGUCGUGCAGGUGUUGGGGGCAAAGUCUCUCUGAGUCCAAAGCCUGUGCUAAGAGUACUGAAGAGGAAAGAAACUGAGACUCAAAGAGGUCAUCUGCCCAAGAUGCCAUAGCUCUUAAAGGGCAGCCCCAGAAUUCAAAUGCCAGUCAAAAAUCCCCAAGUCCAAGUUUGCAAUUGCACCACACUGCCUGCCCCCAGAACCUCUGAUGUGUAGCUCAUUCAUUUCGAUCCAAGGAGAUCUCAAGGACAAAGUCUGUUUUACCAUUGGCUUUGGUUCUUAGCUCAAGCUCUCGCUGUUCCCCUGGCUGACCUCUCUCUAUUCACACCUCUCCCUCUGUCUGCCAACAUUCCUUACCACCCCCACCCCAGCUUCUGGGUUCAGCUUUUUUCCCUUCUCUGAGUUUGGGGACAGCAGGGUCUCUAAUAAUCCUUGGGAUAACUGGGAGAAGACUGAGUGGGGACGUUGUCCCCACUGGGUCUCACCACUCUCCUCUAGUGCCAGAAAGGAUAGUCUUUCCAGACUCUGGAGUGGGAAAGAAGGCCCUUGAGAGGGAACAGCUCCAAAUCCCGGUUUGAAGAAUGCAGACCUUCCAGCCCUGUGGCCCUUGAAGGCUUCUGAAAAGAGUGGCUGAGAGUGCUGGCCAGACCAGGACAACAUGAGCUCUAAGACUCUGAGCAGAAAGGGACAAUGAAUCUGGAACUUUCCUCCACCCCUACCUGCAUCCAUCUACCACUCCCCAAAUCCACCUUGAAAAAGCUCCUGCUAUAAACCUACAUCCCAUCAGGGAUUUGGCUCAAGCUUCUUACUCACACCUCACUCCCUGAGGUUGGAAGGAAGACAAAAUAGUCAUAAGCAAAGAGGCUGGGAAAGGAAAGGAAUAAAGUGUGGCUGGAGUCCCUUGGUGUUGAACCCGGAGUCCCUUGAUGUUGAACCCGGGAUGCUAAAAACUUGGCCAUUCUGAAUCCAAUAUUCUCCCCCAGAGGAGAUAGUAGAAAGACACAAAGUCUGCAUUCAUUUUUUUUUUGAAAAUUUAAAUCUAAAUAAUUCUAUAAAAAUGAAACUACUUGCAGUUUUACUGUUCAGUGUCCACGUAGCUGUCAAUAAAAAGGAUAAGUAUCAUGCUUCAUAUAUGUUACAUCCAAACCUACAAAUAUAAAAAUGUAAGAACAAUAUAAAGUGUUUAAUACCAAAAGAUAUUCCUCAGCCACCAUGUGCAAUGUUGUAAAUACUACACUAGCUCAUGACUACGUCCAGAACCAGAAAUUGGAACUCAAAGAGGAGUAAGAAAAUGGACACUCAGCACUGCUGAGAAAGAACAUGUCAUGCAGGAAUCCGUUGCAGUCAUGCUAUCAAGAGGAAGGAUUUGACAAGUCAAUUUUCUUUUCUCUUAGCUAAGCACUUCAACAGCUCAGUUCCUCCCUGCACUCCAAAGCCAUGUUGCAUCUCAAAAGUUCACAGGGACAGGACCUACCCAUCUUCAGGGUGUUUACGUGUCUUUUUUUUCCUGAAGACAUAAGGCAAGCUCUGUAGGGAAGUAUUUCUCUGGGGCCUGAACUGUGUUAGUCUCAGGAAUAUGUGUGUGGGGUGACACACAUUCAGUGCUCUGCACCAGCACUGAAUCCCAAGUGGCAGAAACAUCCUUGUUUUUGUUUUUAAAUUUAUUUGAGAGAGAGAGAGCAUGAGUGGGAGGGGCAGAAGGAGAGAGAAUCUCAAGCAGACCCCGAGCCAAGCCUGUUGCCAGAAGCAGGGCUCCAUCACACCACCCUGAGAUCAGGACCUGAGCCAAAACCAAGAGUCACACUCUUGACCGACUGCGCAACCCAGGCACCCCGGGUUUUGUUUUGUUUUUUUUUGUUUUUUAAGACUUUGUUUUUCAGUAAUCUCUAUACCCAAUGUGGGGCUUGAAUUCACAACCCCAAGAUCAAGAAUAGCAUGCUCUGUCGACUGAGCCAGCCAGGAGACCCACCCCUGGGUUUUUAAUAGAUUUCAUUAUCUUGUUUCCUCAGAAAGUGAAAUGUAGACUUACCAUAUGAGCCAGCAAUUCCACUCCUACAUAUGUACCCGGAAAAACGGAAAAGAAGUACUCAAACAAAAGUUUGUACACAAUAGCUCAUAGCAUCACUAUUUCGUAGUAUUCAAAAGGUAGAAACAACCCAAAUGUCCAUUAACAAAUGAAUGAGAUAAAUAAAAUAUGUUAUAUCCAUACUAUGAACUUUUUUUCAGCCAUAAAAAGGAAUGAAAUACUAACACACACUACGACAUGGAGGAACAUUGUAAACAUCACGCUGGAUGAAAGAAGCUAGACGCAAAAGGUCACCUGUGGCGUGGUUUCCAUUUAUAUGAAAUGUCCACAAUAGGGAAAUCCACAGAGACAGAAAGCAGGCUAGUAGAGCUGGGAGAGAGGGGAGUAAAUGUUUAAUGGGUAAAAGGUUUCCUUUUGGGGUGAUGAAAAUGUCCUGGAACUAAAUAAAGCUGAUGGUUGCACAACACUGUGAGUGUACUAAAUGCCAAUGGAUUGUAUGUUUUAAAAUGGCUCAUUUUUAUAUGUGAAUUUUACCUCAAUAAAAAAAAAUUUUUUUUUAGGUAUUUAGGAGGUGGAGUCAAUGGAUGGCACUUGGUGAUUGAUGGGUAGUGGGGAGGUUGGGUAGAGGAAGGCAUCAAGAAUGACUCCCCGGUGGCUGACAUGAGCAAAUGGGAGGUGACUUCAUUUACUGAAGAAGGAGCAGAUAUCUAGGAGAUGACAAGCUCCAUUCUGGAUAUCAUGAGCUGGAAGUGCUGAGACAUCCAAAUCUAGAGCUCAGAAGAAAAGUCUAAGACAAAGAUAUUUGGGAGUUAUCAACCUAACAUCAUAAAUUGACAGUGUGAGAGUGAAUGAGACUCACUAUCUGAGGGUCUGAUUGAGGAAGAACUCAAUUUGAAAGUUUAAGUUAAAAUGUCAAAAGACAUAUCUGAUAAGGAACUGCUAUCCAAAACCAAGGCCAAAGACCUUAACAGACUGGAGGGGU